UAUCCGAAAUCGACCAUGUUGUAAUUAACGAACUCUAGAUCUUCUUGGAGAGAGAGGAUUCAGUUAGAUAAUUUAAAGGAAUUCAAAGAAUAUAUCCUCUUAACCUUCAUAGCUUUGGAUCGUCGAGAAGAAUUUUUUUGACUAUGAGCAACACUGUGGACAGGAAAGCUGAAACGAAGGAACCAGAAGAAGAUGAAGACGAUGAAGUUGAUAGAGUAGGACCUACAGAAGAACCAGAAGUGGACAGAGAUGCAUCGACACAAGAACCACCUGGUAGAACAAGACUCAUACUUCAUGUUCACCCAAGUCAGAUAAGUCUUUUAAAGGGUAUACCGAACAAGCCCAAAGAGUACCCUCUUGGUCAAAGUAUCAUAUUUGGCAGAGGAGAAAAUGUGAAUAUAUUUCUGAAUGACCAUUUUGCAUCUAAACGGCAUUUGGAAUUGACAUAUGAACUCCACCAGGGGGCACCUCAAGGUCUUUUUAAAGCAAAAGUUAUUGGCAGACAAUCAACAGUUAAUGAUAUUCUCAAAACCACUGGUGAUGAACUUUAUUUAAGACCUAACGAUGUCAUUAAAAUGGGACAGCUCAGGUUUACGACAGAGAUAAUUAACGGCAAUGAUCAUUCGUCCUAUAUUUUGGAGUUCAAAAAAGGUUCUCGAGGACCAAACCCAGAUCAAGGGCUUCAACAUCCGCCAUGCUUGCCUCACCAGCCUCCAUAUCAGAUACCUCAAUAUCCACCUCAAAUUCAUCCAUAUAAUUCCCCAGGGCAAAUGCAUCAACCAUUUGUUCAGCCUCCACUUUCUGGAUAUCCUGGAUUGGCAGCAAUGCCAGUUACUGUUGCAGCAUAUCCUGCGUCUUUUCCUAAUAUUGCUAUGCAGCCCAUCUCACCAGGGAGUGGUCCAUCUACCUUUCCAGUGGUUCAGCAGCAUUCUCCAAUUUAUGGUCAAGUGGGAACCAGAAGAGAAGAUUUUCAAAGUGGUGGGCGAAGUGCAUCAGAAAACGAUGAUAGGCUUAACCCAAGGCUUUCAGUUGAGGAGACUCAACCUUCAAAGAUGGAGUCUUUAGGGGACUCAUUUGAGGACACAAAUCCUCCAAAACAUUAAGGAAUACUCAGAUAGUACAGUUGACAGUAACAUCAGAAAAUUUGAUACCUUUAGGAGUUUAGAAGUCUCAACCUUGAACAUUGGAAUUUUGGAGGGAAUCACGAUACAAUUCCUCGCAAACGAUGAAGAAUUCUCAGAUAGUACAGGUAUAGUAUUGUAGUCAUCCAUAUUUAGAAAGAACUUUUUUUUAAAAUUACUUAAAGUUGCAUUGUGCAUCAUUAGUUCUCAUAACUCGUUACAUGAUAAAAUUUACAACUUAAAAUGCUCUGAAUUAGGAAUGAAUGAAUUCAUUUGAAACCAAAUGGGGGUCAAUUUUUGGCAAAGAAUAUUUCAUGGUUUUAUGCAGGUGUUUGGAUGAAGACUCGGCAAAUUCGCAAACAGAAAAUUAUUGCUUGGACCAAGUGCAAUUCUUGAGACAUUAAUAUAUAAACAGCUGAAAAGACCCCACAAAAAAUUUAAAGAUGAAAUAGCACUUCUACUAGCUGGUAAAAUAAACUGAGAAAAGCUCUAAUGCAUAAUAUCAAUUAAGUUUUCAGUAGUUUAACAUGAAAAUGCAGGGAAUUGAGUGAGGUGCUUUACAUCAUGCUAUGUAAUCCCUUAGAGAAUAAAAUAUAAAAGGUAAUGAAACAGUUAAAAUAUAGGAAUUAACAAAAUCAAAGUCUUAAAAUAAAGCAUCAAAGUACAUACAGCUUUAAGAAUUAUAGGCACUUUUUGAAAACGUUUUGAAAUUUUGGAAAAUUUGUCAAAAACUGGCUUAAGAACAUGUGCAGUCACAUGUAGUACAGCUAUAAACACAGCACUAUUCAAAUCAAAUCUUGCUAAAUCCAAAUCUCUUAAACCACAUUCAAAUCAGUAUUUUUGCUUUGAGUUUAUAGCAGAUAUAAUGGAUGCGUGUAAAUGAGAUACAAAUGAGACAACAAGCGUUGUGUCGAACUGAUAGCCUUACUUGUAUGAUUCUUAAAACAUAAGAAUUUCUCAUUGUGAGCUCAACAGCUGUAAUAACAGCUAUUYUUUGAACUCUUUUUUGUAAUACUGUCUAUUACAUUUUCACAUGCAAAGAUGCAAGCUUGUUUCUGACAUUCACAUUUCAGAAAUAUUUUUCAUAUCUUUAGGGUUCUUCAGGUUGUAUACUAAAAACAUUUUGUUGUUGGUUUUUUAAUAAAAAUAAGUGACUUAAAUUAUUUGGUAUGUUCACUAUGUUUAGUUUAAAAAAGUAGGCAGAUUUUAUUGAGCUUUAUUUUUUAUCACUUUAUCAAAGCAGUAAAAUAAUAAAGAUUGUCUUCAUCACAAUUAUUUUCUAAAAAUAUAACACCUAGUUUUAAUACAUUUAUUUGUAGCUAAACAUAUAUAUAUUUUAUAAUAUAUUGUUGGACAAAUUGUACUUAUUACUUUUCUUAUAUUUCUUUUGAUUUUUAAUUUGAAAGGACUUAUUUUCAAGAAAAUAUCACAUGAUGAUGUUACAUUAGAAAACACUAUGUCCAUUAAAAAAUAGUUUCUUGAAGUAUGAAUGAAUUUUUCGUUCUUUACUGAAAUUUAAUCUCAGGCUAUAGACCUCUUUAGCUGCGGCAUUUCAGACGACACUUCAUUCCCUAGAGCAUCAUUUCUUUGUUUAGCAGUAGUGCAUUUGAAGACAUGAAUAUGAAUACAACUCAAACAAAGAAUCUUAUUCUCAAGACCACGUGUCA
Actinia tenebrosa (Australian red waratah sea anemone) is the source of this 2788-nucleotide messenger RNA. RefSeq lists its product as uncharacterized. Gene Ontology annotation, molecular function: protein binding. NCBI's taxonomy places the organism in Eukaryota, Metazoa, Cnidaria, Anthozoa, Actiniaria, Actiniidae. The record is from RefSeq and is a predicted model, not a curated record.